Molecule: messenger RNA, 516 nt
Organism: Acanthosepion pharaonis
Lineage: Eukaryota; Metazoa; Mollusca; Cephalopoda; Sepiida; Sepiidae
Source: the annotation of a GenBank genome assembly
AUGUUCUGUUCACUGGAUUUUGGUAGUGAUAUAUAUUCUCUCCCCAUAUCCCUCUCUCUCUGUAUCUAUCUCUCUCUCAUUUUCCUCUGUCUUUCUCUGUAUCUCCUCCUCCUCUGCUCUCCACUCUUUUCUCUUUCUCUCUCUGUACCUCACUCUCUCUUUUUCUUUCCUACUUCCCUCUCUCUGUAUUUCUCUCUCCUCCUCCUAUCUCCUACCUUCCUUCCUUUUUCUUUCUCUGUAUCUCACUCUCCUUCUUUCCCACUUCCCCCUCUGUAUCUUUCCCUCCUUCUCCUCUCUCUCCUUUCCAUGUUUGCCUUUCUUUCUCUCUCUCCUUCUUUCAUACUUCCCAUCUCUCUCUGUAUCUCUCCCUCCUCCUAUCACUUUCCCUUCUUUCUCUUUCUAUCACUAUCUCUCUGUCCUUUUUCCCACUUCCCUCUCUCUCCCUGCUUUCUCUGUAUCUAUCUCUCAACUCUGUUUACCAUGUUGUUAAUUUUUUUAUCAUUUCCCUCCACGUAA